AUGUCUUCAAAACCAUACCAAAUGUUUAAGGACUUGAUAGAAGAAAAUGAGUUUAAUGAAAAUGAUGAGAUAACUCAGAGUAAUCCGCCUGAUGAAACUGAGAAAGACAAAUCAACAGAUGAGGAAUUAAAAGUUAAAGAAGAAGAGACUGAUGAGCAAGUUGAAAUUUAUCUUGCAGAUGUCAUGAAGCAGUUGGAGAAGGAGCCUUUAUUUGAGGUAUACGGUGUGUCAAAAUUUAAUUCCAAUUCUUCUGCCACAUUUUCAAUGUUAAACAGGAAAAUUCCGUGA
Entrophospora sp. SA101 is the source of this 288-nucleotide messenger RNA. NCBI's taxonomy places the organism in Eukaryota, Fungi, Glomeromycota, Glomeromycetes, Entrophosporales, Entrophosporaceae. The record is from the annotation of a GenBank genome assembly.